Molecule: messenger RNA, 9319 nt
Organism: Mobula hypostoma (lesser devil ray)
Lineage: Eukaryota; Metazoa; Chordata; Chondrichthyes; Myliobatiformes; Myliobatidae
Product: syntaphilin-like
Exons: 8
Coding region: 587-1939 (450 amino acids)
Biological process (GO): axonal transport of mitochondrion; synapse maturation
Cellular component (GO): cytoplasmic microtubule
Source: RefSeq, a predicted model, not a curated record
CAGAGGUAACCUCGCCAAGCAGGGCUCCGGCAUAGUCGGUGGAAGAAUGUUGGUUUCAUCCGCUGACACUAUAGCUUCGGAUUGGUCUGUGUGACACAAUGUCUCUGUUCCAUCAGCCUGCUCUCUACAGUCCACAGCCUACAGACUGAGGAAAGCACACACCUCCUUCUGCAGGACACUGGUGGGGGCAUUUGAGGCCCUGUGUGAACGAGAAGGCGCUUACUUUGACAUCGGAGAUUCUGCAGAUGCUGGGAACCUUGAGCAACACACACAAAAUACUAGAGGAACUCAGCAUCUAUGGAGGGAAGGAAAGAGACAACAAUUUUGGACCGAGACCCUUCAUCAAGACUGAAAAGGAAGGGAAAGAAGCCAGAAUAAAAAGGUGGAUGUGGGGAAGGAGUACAAACUGGCAGGUGACAGAUGAGACCAGGAGAGACAUCGGUGUCCCUGGAUCGAAUUCCAGACCGAACACGGUGACUGAAGAUCAUGAGGGCAAUGGAUUGUCUGUGCCAGCCCAGGAUGAGGGACUGAAAUCUGAAGAAAAACACAAGCCUUGGUUGCCUGGUGGUUCCCGACAGUGACCCCCAUGUCAGGAUCAGGAAGCAGAAGACCUUCAGCACCACGGAGUCGGGGUCUCCACGGAAGAAGAGGCUUCUCCUCCUUGUUUAAGGCAGCGUUGGCCCCGGCGUCGGCGCCGCAUGAGACACAGCCCCUGCUCCGGCCCUCCAGGCGCAGCUCCCCGCGAGACACCUGCACCGCAUCUUCCCUCAGCAGCAGCAGCAACUCCAGUUCCUACAAGGGCAGUGACAGCAGCCCCACACCCAGACGAUCCAGUAAGUAUUCAUCCUGCAGUGAGAAUCACGGCAUCAAACCCCCGAGCCCGGAGCAGUACCUGACGCCACUACAGCAAAAGGAGGUCUGCAUCCGACACCUGAAGGCGAAGCUGAAGGAGACAGAGGAGAGGCUGGAUGAGAGGGAUGUCGAGGUGGAGGACCUGAAGAUGCAGUUGUCACGGAUGCAGGAGGACUGGAUCGAGGAAGAAUGCCACCGUGUGGAGGCCCAGCUGUCACUGAAGGAGGCCAGGAAGGAGAUCAAACAGCUGAAGCAGGUGAUCGAGACGGUGAAGAACAACUUAGUGGAGAAAGACAAGGGCAUCCAGAAGUAUUUCAUUGACAUCAACAUUCAGAACAAGAAACUGGAGACCUUGCUGCAGAGUAUGGAGUUGGCCCAGGAUGGGGCCUCUCACUCCACCUCUGGCUCCCCGGCCAAAUCCCUGACCCGAAGCUCGACCUACACUAAGCUGAGCGAGCGGGUGGGUGAGCUCCAGGGCAUUGAGGGUUUCCCGGCCCCUCACCAUAGCUCCUUGGCCUCUGGGAUGGACCGCACCCUGGAGGGUCUCAGCUUUUCAGUCCGGCCUGGGGUAUUGAUGGGCCAGGAGCCCGAGGAAGCUGCUUGCAGGCCUGGCCCCCAGCAGGUCAUCCUUCGGGACCAGAGUGUCCAGACUGACCAUGCCGCCCGCCAACCCGACCUGGAGGUCAUCGCCGAGAAGGUGCUGAAGUCCAGUGCCUGCAGCCCACGUAGCCUCACCUCGGAAGGAGAGGCAUCAGAGAUCCUCCCUGACCAGCAGACGCUGGACACGAGGCUGGUUGAUAGGCAGUCGGCCACAGGGGGGCUGAUGGAAAUCUCGGGCCAAGCAGUGCCGGUGGAACCUGAUGGCUGGCUGACCCACUGGAGCCACCACUACAUUGUGGACCUGCUGGCGGUGACUAUUCCAGCCGUCCCCACCCUUGCCUGGAUCUUCAGCACACAGCAGGGCAGUUCUCAGCCCCUCUACAACAUCGGCAUGCUGCUGCGUUGCUGUUGUGUCAUCGCUCUCCAUUCCUUGCGCCGACUGAACAACAGUCCGCCUUCCUCUCACUGUCCCCGUUUCCCAUCCUAGCUCCUACCUCACCUCUGUCCCAGCUUCGCCCUGUUGUCCACCAGUCACUGACCCAUCAUAGAUCCCACCCUUCAUUUUAUAGAGAUACAGCAUGGUUACAGCUGGCCAGUUUCACCUUGUGCUGAAAUAACCUACUCACCUGCACGUCUUUGGACUGUGGGAGGAAACUGGAGCACCUGGACAAAACCAUGUGGUCAUGGGGAAAAUGUACAAACUUCUCACAGACAGUGGCAGGAAUCAAACCCAGGUUGCUACCAUGCCCCCACCAUAGACCUCCGCCGGGUCCCUCUCACUUUCCCUUCUCUAGUAGCCCCUCCCCAUUCCUUACCGUAACUUGUCCCACUGGUUUUCCUCUCCCAGUCCCCAGUCUCCAUCCCUGACCUCCAGCCUAUUCUAUCCUAGCCCUCCCCUCGGUUCCAGUUAGUCGUGAUCAAAUGGCAAGACAGAAUUGAUGGGCUGAAUGGACCAUCAGCUCCAAUGUCUUAUGGGAUCUCUAUCAUUGCCUAUCCAAGCUCAGCAGCUCUUCUUGAUGCCCCACCAUCAUCCAAAACCUCUUGACACUCUUUCCAGCACACACCAACAUUAUCUCCCCACCCUCCCAUACCGUCCGUACCCCUCACCCUAAUCCUCAUUCACCUUCUCCAUUAUUUCAGAAACAAUUUCACACCAUUCCCAUGCACUGAUCAGACUCCUUGUAUAAAUAUUAACAAUUCAUUGAUACACCCAAAUAUAUAGAAAUAUACAUAAAUAUAUAUAUAAUAGAGACAAAUAACUAAUCUAAAUGAGUGUCUAAAGGACAUCACAAAGCUCCUGUGACCAUUUCCAUCAGAGUUCAUUGUUAUUAUUAGUCAAAGACAAUUCAUCAAAGCAUUUUCAAUAUGCUUCUGUCAAUAACACAUCUACAAACUGGCACCUUCACUCCAUUAAUGCACUGGAUCAGUUGCUGGCAGUUGUUCCCUGUCAGCUGGUGCCAAUCUUCAAUGGUCACUUUUAACCAUGAUUGAUAUCUGAUUGUAGUUUUAGACAAUCUCUCCCCACCCUUUUUGUGGUGACAACCAUAUUUAUAUAUUUAUUGAUUGUUUGCACAUUUUUAACAACUUUACCUUUGUGACGCAUUUGCACUUUGCUGUGUUGCUUCUGGGAGGUGGAAGAGCAGGGUUUUUGUACUCCCAGCUGCCAGAUCAGACUUCCUGUGAAUCAUCGCUGUGGUAAACCUGCCAAUCUAUUCAAGAAAGGAGAUGGAAUUCCUCCCACAAUAUAUCUCAGUCCAAAGCAAUCACUGGGCUCCUUCCUUGGCUCUGGUAUAAAGCCAGUGGUAGACUAGUGGCUUCUUUUCACGGGAAUGGUUUGAGGCUUGACAAAGAUUCGGAUGAGGAUUAAUUUUUCACAUGCGCAGGUUUCUUACCCACUGUUAAAUCAGAAUGUUAGAUUACAUUCACUGGGCUUGUUCUCUUGGGACAUGAGAGAUUACAGAUGCUGCAAUAAGGAGCAGGACACAAAAUGCCAGCGUUUGUGGACAGAAAUAGAUAGCUAAUGUUUUGGGUCAACUGUCCAAUUCCCUUUGUAGAUGCUGCCCAACCUACAGAGUUUCUCCAGCAUUCUGUGCAAUGUUUAGUAUUCCUGGGAAUAUGCAAAAAGUGUUUUAAACUAUAAUAGAAUCACAUAGUUCUACAGCACAGAACCAGACCCUUUGGCCCAUCUAGUCCAUGACAAAAAACUGUUAUUCUGUCUAGUCCCCUCAAUGCCCACCUGGACCAUAGCUCUCCCUACCCCUCUCGUCCAUAUACAUCCAGACUUCUCUUAAAAGCUGCAAUCAAACCUUCUUCCACCACUUCUGCUGGCAACUGGUUCCACACUCUCACCACUCUCUGUGUGAAGAAGUUCCCUCUUAGGCUCCCCUUAAAUAUUUCACCUUGCACCUUUAACUGAUGACUUUUAGUUCUAGUCUCACCCAACUUCAGUACAAAAAGCCUGCCUAUCUAUACCCCUCAUAAUUUCAUAUAGCUUGAUCAACUCUCCCCUCAAUCUUCUACAUUCCAGGGAAUAAAUUCCGAACCCAUUCAACCUCUCCCUAUAGCUGAUGACUUAAGCUCUGGCAACAUCCUUGUAAAUUUUCCCCGCACUCUUUCAACCUUAUUUACAUCUUUCCUGUAGGUAGGUGACCAAAACUGCACACAAUACUCCAAAUUAGGCCUCACCAAUGUCUUAAACAACUUCAAAGUAAUAUCCUAACUCCUGUAUUGAAUACUCUGAUUUGUGAAGGCAAAUGUACCAAAAUCUACCAACCCUUGCUAACAGGUCAAAAGUGGUCAGGGAGCAGCAAGUCAUGUGAUCAUUCAGCUUUGACACCCUUGCCCAAGUCAAUUAAUUUACCCUCGGUGAUAAUCCAUUCCUUGUUUGGGAGAUUCAAUGCGGGGGUAGAAAUCAUUUAACACCCGUGGAAAUGGAAUUGAGAUGGAUUCUUCAGGUAAUCUUGGAAAGAAUGGAUUAUCAGACUUUUUAAUGAAAGUCUUAAAUAGUUGGGGUGGUGGGGUGGAGAUACGUCUCUACCAAAGGAGGUGUAAGGCAUUCUUUCCCUCUGCUAGCCUACCUUUGGGCAAGGUGUAGCACCUGCUUAGCACCCCACCCCCACCCCUGAUGAGGGUCACAUGAAGACACAGGAGCUGGUGGUAGAUGAUCAUUUGAGCAGCUGGUGUAUAUCAGAAGUCUUGGUUAUGUGACCACUGGCCAAAAAUCUGCUCCUAUACCUUAUGGUCUUAAGUCCUGUUAGUUCAGGGGUAGAAUUUUCCAAUGUUCUGUCCUGAUGAAGGGUCUCAGCCCAAAAUAUUGGCUCUUUAUUCCCCUCCACAGAUGCUGCCUGACCUGCUGAGUUCCUCCAGCAUUUUGCGUGUGUUGCUCUGGAUUUCCAGCGUCUCCGGAAUCUCUUGUGUUUAGAAUUUUCUAAUACGUUGUUUAUAAAUAUUCAGAGAGAAAUCAACAUAUCACUGUUUAAAAUUGCAUUUCCACUAUUACAGCAUUAUAUUUCUAAUUCUUUCUGUGGGACGUCGGAGGGAUAGCAUUUUUGCACCGUCUCCCUGAUGUCCCUGACAGAGCAUCACAUCGACCCAUUGGCACUGGUUGUUGUGACGGUGCCAUGUGAUGGAACAUUGAAACAUUCACCACAAUAGAACAUUGACACCUGGUCAGAUCAGGGUGGCAAGUAGUUUCGAGGGGAGGAUGUGUCCUUAGAAGUUUAAUGUGUUCCUCAUUUCCUUAACCCUGGUGGACAUACUUAAGUGCUGAGAUCUUCCUUUGUUAACUUGAUGCCUGGUCUGGGAGUCUAGAGAACAGGCCAGAAGAGUGAUCAUAACAUUUGAUAAUGUCUUUGUUUUGUGUUUGGUUGAGUCUUGUUUAUUACAUACGUGCAUGUGUGUGUUUGUGUUUGUGUGGCAGUGUUCCCUCUAAUUUUUUUUCAGCUGCACGGACUAACCAUUGCUCUGAGCAGGAAAUUUUUACGCGGCCUGAAAUCUGCACGGCAGUUCAAAGACUUUUUUUUAAUAUGCAUACUAUGAAUAUUUAGAAUGAAAAUUGAAAAAUCACAUACUUUUGAUUUUAUUUAUUAAUUGAAGAGUAUAAUGAAAUACAGUACUACUAUCCUCUCCUGUCAGAUUCCUUCUUCUCCAGCCCUUCACCUUUCCUACCCACCUGGCUUUAGCUAUCACCUUUCAGCUAGCCUCCUUCCCCUGCCCCCAUCUUUUUUAUUCUAGCAUCUUUCUCCUUCCUUCUUAUUCCUAGAGAAGGGUCUUGGCCCGAAACAUUGACUACCUAUCGUUUCAAUAGAUAUUGCCUGACCUGCUGAGUUCCUCCAGUAUUUUGUGUGUUACUUUGGAUUUCCAGCACCUGCAGACUUUCUCGUGUUUAUAAAGAAAAUCUUACAUGUUUCGUAAACUUUUAAACUUAGAUGGCGUCGGUGUUCAGCAGGUGGUGGUUUAUUAACAAUGAGAUACUAACUUCCAUUCUGUGUUUAUUGUUACAAUUUGUAACAGUGCUGUAACUUGAAACACGAUGUAAAAACGUUGAAGCUCUAAGAUGUUUCAAAGUAAAUGUGGUAUGUUUAUUGUUUAGAAAAUUUAUGGACUAUAUUGAUUAACACAUAAUUACAGGAUAUUUCGCAAUUAUAUCAACAUAGAUUUCAAAAUUAUAUGAACAUAACUUCAAAUUUAGAUUAACAUUAUUCAAAAGAAAAUUCCAGCUGCAUGGCAACAAAGGUUAUGUGCGUGGGAGAAUUUCAGAUACUGCACAGCUGCACACCCAUGCAGCUUAGAGGGAACAGUAGUGUGUGUGUGUGUCGGUGUGUGUUUCUGUGUGUAUGCACACAAGAAACUGGGUGCCAGCUGUUGUUGAAGGUUUCUGUGAAGCAGUCUAACACUGAACCCAGUGCUGUCUGACAGAUAACUGAGGGGCUUCUUCGCUGUUACUGUUUAUCAUUUGUACCACUGACUCUGUAGCAUUCAGAGUAUCCUGUACCUGAAAUAAACACCUGAAACCUCUAGGCUCCUUGUCUAAGUGGUGCAGAGACAAAAACAUCAAGGUAUGUGAAAUAUUGCCAGGAAACACGAAGUGUGCGGUGAACCUUCCCUUGGGAGAGGAGCUGUUAACCCAAUGAUGUUCAAGAAGUUAAUCCUUUUUAUUCUGGCUUUAGAAGAUGUAAAUGUUUGUGAGCAUGCCCCACAGCUUCAAGGAGAGCUUCUAUCUUGCUGUCAUAGAAUGCAGGACAUUCUGCAGUUGCUGAAAAUCAAGAACAACACAUACAAAAUGUUGGAAAACUUCAGAAGGUCAGACAACAUCAGUCCUGAUGAAGAAUCUCAGCCCAAAAUGUUGAUUGUCAUUCCCUUUCAUAGAAGCUGCCUGAUCUGUUGAGUUCCACCAGCAAUGUUUUUGUGUGUUGCUUAAGAUUUCCAUGCAUCUUCAGAAUCUCUUGUGUUUAUGAUCUGCUGUUCCAAUGCAAAGUGUUCAAGGUACUGUUUGGUUAUUCUGGAGAAGUUUAAAUUUUCCUUCCUCUCCUAUACCUUAUUAUUCUGGCUUCUUCCCACUUCCUUUCCAGUCUUGAUGAAGGAUCUUGGUGCAAAAUGUCAGUUGAUUUUUUUUCCCUUCCGUAGAUGCUGCCUGUCCUACUGAGUUCCUCCAGCAUGUUGCAUGUUUUGCUCAAGAUUUCUAGCAUCUAGGAUCUCGUGUGUAGAUGUCAAACCUUGCUAUGGUUCAUCGCAAUUAAUCUGUUAUUCUCUUAACACCUCACCUGAAUAAGACCAUAACGCAUAGGAGUAGAAUUAGGUUCAUGGAGUCUGUUCCAUCAUUUGAUGUUGUUUAAUUUAUUAUCCUCUCAAACCCAUUCUCAUGCCUUCUCUCUGUAACCUUUGACACCCUGACUAAUCAAGAAGCUAUCAGCCUCUGCUUUAAAUAUACCCAAAGACCUGGCCUCCACAGCCAUUUGUGGCAAUGGAUUCCACAGAUUCACCACCUCUGGCUAAAGAGAUUCCUCCUCAUCUCUGUUCUAAAGGGACAUUCUUAAAUUUUGAAGUUGUGCCCUCUGGUCCAAGACUGUCCUACUGUGGGAUGAGGAGUAAUUUCUUUUGCCCGAGGGUGGUGAUUGGCGAAGACAUCAAGAGUUAUGGGAGAAGGCUGGAGAAUGGGGUUGAGAAGGAUAAUCAGCCAUGAUGGAAUGACAAGGCACUUGAUGGGCCAAAUGCCCUAAUUCUGCUCCUGUUUCUUAUGGUCUAAGAGAGUACAUUGUGGAGUUAAUAUAGAAACAUAGAAACAUAGAAAAUAGGUGCAGGAGUAGGCCAUUCGGCCCUUCGAGCCUGCACCGCCAUUUAUUAUGAUCAUGGCUGAUCAUCCAACUCAGAACCCUGCACCAGCCUUCCCUCCAUACCCCCUGAUCCCUGUAGCCACAAGGGCCAUAUCUAACUCCCUCUUAAACAUAGCCAAUGAACUGGCCUCAACAGUUUGCUGUGGCAGAGAAUUCCACAGAUUCACCACUCUCUGUGUGAAGAAGUUUUUCCUAAUCUCAGUCCUAAAAGGCUUCCCCUCUAUCCUCAAACUGUGACCAACAUAGUCAGGAAAAACGAUUAGACUGAAUCCACAAGGUGCCACAUAAUCAGUUAUUAGUAUGGCACUUUUGUCUACACUCUUAUAACUUGGAUCGGAACCGCUAUACAGACAAAAUAACUCUGCAGCUAUGCCUUAUGGUUUUCACCAGAGUGGGGUCUGUUGUGGACCAAUUUGUUUAAGUAAUGCUCAGUGUUAUGGGAGGCACAGUAGUGUAGCAGUUAGUGUAACACUUACAGUGCCAGCGAUGGUUCAGUUCCUGUCAGUAAGGAGUUUGUAUGUUCUCCCUGUGACUGCUGGUUUCCUCCACAGUCCAAAGACGUGUGGUUAGCGUUAAUGAGUUGUGGGCAUGUUACUUUGGCGCCAGAAGCAUGGUGAAGCUUGUGGGCUGCCCUCAGCACAAUCCUUGGAAUGUGUGGGUCGUUGAUGCAAAACGAUGCAUUUCACUGUAAGUUUCAAUGUACACAUGACAAAUAAAACUAAUUUUUUUUGUGUGUCUCACUGAUCAAACUGUGGUUGAAGAGAUUCGAAAACAGGCACACAGUUACACUCAGCUAAACUAGGAGCAGAGUACAUGCUAAUCCUGUCAAUGUGACAGUACCGAGGUUAAAAAUCAAUUUCCUGUCUCUGGAUUAAGAGAAGUCUGUCUCACAAUGUUAAAGUGACUGUGAGUUUCUCUAGAGGUUUACCCUUCAACCAACAUCAACAGGACAAGUUAGCACAAUGCUGUCUGUGGGAGCUGUGUGUAAACUGGUCAGUCUACCUCAUUACAACGGCAAUUUUACACUAUUAGUGAUCAAGGGCUCUGAGAGAAACCCAAGAACACCACUUUGUAAAGGGUGUUAUUCUUUACGGCCAACUUCUAGCUGCAAUGUUUGUCACCAGCCUUUUGAGAGGACUAGAAUAUUCUGCUCUUAAAUCUAUGGUGUAAGAUGGUGCACAAGGUAAGAGGAUACCAUAGGAUGCCACAUGAAUCAGAUAUAUGUAUUUAUUUUUAUUAUAUGUAUGGAACAUGCUCUUCUGGCCCUUCGAGCUGCAUCGCUCAGCAAUGGAAAGGAAAGGUAUGUUGCAUCCAGAGUUUCUCCAGUUAGACGAUUUCCCUCCACGCCUCUCUGGGGAAUCGCGUAUGAGGCAAGUUACAGCAGUGGUUUGCCUUUGCCUUCUGCCAGGUGAGUUUCCAAAGAGAUCACCAGCUCGUAACCCAGCACGGAUGGAAAGCAUGCAAGGGAGCCAGCUGGCUGGAUUCGUUCCAAAGUCCGACUCUGAUGCCACUACACCACCAGCCAGGUCUAACGA